This is a messenger RNA of Poecilia reticulata (guppy), 2006 nucleotides long. RefSeq names its product cytochrome P450 family 11 subfamily A member 1, tandem duplicate 2 (gene cyp11a1.2). Gene Ontology annotation, biological process: cholesterol metabolic process; C21-steroid hormone biosynthetic process; glucocorticoid biosynthetic process. NCBI's taxonomy places the organism in Eukaryota, Metazoa, Chordata, Actinopteri, Cyprinodontiformes, Poeciliidae. Gene Ontology annotation, molecular function: heme binding; monooxygenase activity; oxidoreductase activity, acting on paired donors, with incorporation or reduction of molecular oxygen. The record is from RefSeq and is a predicted model, not a curated record. Gene Ontology annotation, cellular component: mitochondrial inner membrane.
UGUGUUCUGUUAUUUAGUACGGAAGAGCCUUGAUCAGUACAAAAAGGAGGGCUGACUUUGUGGACCAGCCUCCUGCAGCCUUGUUUGAGAGGGAGGCAGCAAGUGAGCCAGAGAAGCUGUUGGGAAUUGUGAGCGUUUUGUUACUGAGAUGGCCAGGUUGAGUAUGUGGCGGAGCCCUGUGGCGCGGCCCCUGUCCUGCAUGGAGGAGCCGGUCGCCUCGGGCGCUCGCAGCAGCAGCAGCAUGCCGGCGAUCCGGCAGUCGUACCCGGAGAGCAGCAGCAUCGUCCGGCCGUUCAGUGAGAUUCCUGGACUCUGGAAGAACGGGGUGGUCAACCUGUACAACUUCUGGAAACUGAAUGGCUUUAGAAACCUUCACCGUAUCAUGCUGCAGAACUUCAACACAUUUGGACCCAUUUACAGGGAGAAAAUAGGUUAUUAUGAAAGUGUAAAUAUCAUCAAACCAGAGGAUGCUGCAAUUCUCUUUAAAGCAGAGGGCCGCUAUCCUAAAAGGCUGAAAGUUGAACCAUGGACGUCAUACAGAGACUACAGGAACCGCAAAUAUGGUGUUCUCCUGAAGAACGGGGAAGACUGGAGAAACAACCGCGUGAUUCUCAACAAGGAGGUGAUUUCCCUGAAGAUGCUGGAAAACUUUGUGCCACUGCUGGACGAUGUGGGCCAGGAUUUUGUGGCCAGAGUUCACAAAAAAAUUCAACGAAGUGGCCAGAACAAAUGGACCACAGACUUGUCUCAAGAACUUUUCAAAUACGCUCUAGAGUCGGUGAGCUCAGUGCUCUACGGGGAGCGGCUGGGCCUGAUGCUGGACUACAUUGACCCUGAAGCUCAGCGCUUUAUAGACUGCAUCACACUCAUGUUCAAGACCACUUCCCCUAUGCUGUACAUUCCUCCUGCUCUGCUGAGGCUGGUCGGAGCAAAAGUGUGGCGGGACCACGUACAUGCGUGGGAUGGAAUAUUUAAUCACGCUGACCGCUGCAUCCAGAACAUCUAUAGGCAGCUGCGUCAGGAAACGGAAACGUCCAAGGAAUACCCAGGAGUGUUGGCCAGCUUGCUUCUGUUGGACAAGCUGUCCAUUGAAGACAUCAAGGCCAGUGUGACUGAACUAAUGGCUGGAGGAGUGGACACUACUUCCAUAACGCUCCUAUGGACGCUGUAUGAAUUAGCCAGACACCCAAACCUCCAGGAGGAGCUGAGGGCAGAGGUUGCUGCGGCUCGGACUGCAAGCCAGGGGGACAUGCUGGACAUGCUGAAGAGGAUUCCUUUGGUCAAAGGCGCUCUUAAAGAAACACUCAGGUUGCACCCAGUUGCAGUAAGCCUGCAAAGAUACAUAGCUGAAGACAUAAUUAUUCAAAAUUAUCACAUCCCAGCUGGGACCUUGGUCCAGUUAGGGCUUUAUGCGAUGGGCAGAGACCCCAAGGUGUUCUUCCGUCCGGAGCAGUACCUUCCGUCUCGCUGGCUGAGGACCAAGACGCAGUACUUCAGAAGCCUGGGCUUUGGUUUCGGUCCCCGUCAGUGUCUGGGACGCAGAAUAGCCGAGACGGAGAUGCAGAUCUUUCUUAUCCAUAUGCUUGAACACUUCCGAAUUGAGAAGCAGCGCAAUGUGGAAGUGCAGAGUACGUUUGAGCUCAUUCUGUUGCCAGAUAAGCCUAUAAUAUUAACUCUGAAACCUCUGCAAGUCAGUCAGUAAAGCAUUUAGGAAAUUUCUGGUGCAUGUGAAGCUGUUCUCUUUUAAGUAGCCCCUUUUAUGGGCUUAUAAAAGGAUUGCACUCUUAAACGUCUUAAAUUCCUUAUGAAAAAACAAAAAAUGUUACCUCAGAGGUUCAGUAGUCAUAUUUGCUGUACAUAGCUUAGUAAAUACUUUGAUUUAACAGUGGAUUGUUGGUCUGUGUAACCAAAAACUGGAUUCCAUCUCAUUACUGUAAUAUAUUUAUGUAUAUUUGUUCAAACCGAUAAGGAAUAAAUAGCAAAACGGAUACACCGUCUAUGAAACA